AGGCUGGAGAAUCGCUUGAACCCGGAAGGCGGAGGUUGCGGUGAGCCGAGUUCCCGCCACCGCACUCCAGCCUGGGCAACAGACCGAGACUCCGUCUAAAAAAAAAAAAAAAGAAAAAAAAAAGUAGAGAUAAAAGGACAUCAUGUCGGCAAUGUCCUCUCAAAUGGCAGAAUGAUAUAGCACGUUCAAAACGGUAACAUUUGUGGAAUCUAGAAGGGCUUAUGGGAAUUAUUUGUACUAGUUUAGCAAUAUUUCUGUAAGUGUGAGUUACUUUAAAAUGAAAGGUUAACAAAGUUACUGAGAUUAGGGAGAGAACGUGAGGAGCGAACAGGCUUAAUACUAAGCCAUGAAUAACCAACAAUUAAGUAAAACUCGGGAAAAUAAAAAGGAAGUCAAAUGGCAUGCGAUCAACGGAAGACAUAGCUUCCGUACUCUUAACCUUAAAUUACUAAGCGAUGAUCUUCCUGCAGCUCUCCAAUCCAAAUCAUCAAAGACAAUCUCGCCGCCCAACUUUGCCAAAAAGCAAUUCGGCUCCAGCCGGCUCCGCCAUGUUUUUCCAGCGAGCUGCGCGUACGCACGCACGGGUUCACUCACCAACCAAUCGGUGCCCACGUCGGCGUCUCGUUACCGAAGGGGCGGUGCGUUCUUCUACACAUGCGCAUGGUUGGGCGGGCCUCCUUCCUUCUCGCCUAACGCCGCCAACAUGGUGUUCAGGCGCUUCGUGGAGGUUGGCCGGGUGGCCUAUGUCUCCUUUGGACCUCAUGCCGGAAAAUUGGUCGCGAUUGUAGAUGUUAUUGAUCAGAACAGGGCUUUGGUCGAUGGACCUUGCACUCAAGUGAGGAGACAGGCCAUGCCUUUCAAGUGCAUGCAGCUCACUGAUUUCAUCCUCAAGUUUCCACACAGUGCCCGCCAGAAGUAUGUCCGACAAGCGUGGCAGAAGGCAGACAUCAAUACAAAAUGGGCAGCCACACGAUGGGCCAAGAAGAUUGAAGCCAGAGAAAGGAAAGCCAAGAUGACAGAUUUUGAUCGUUUUAAAGUUAUGAAGGCAAAGAAAAUGAGGAACAGAAUAAUCAAGAAUGAAGUUAAGAAGCUUCAAAAGGCAGCUCUCCUGAAAGCUUCUCCCAAAAAAGCGCCUGGUACUAAGGGUGCUGCUGCUGCUGCUAAAGUUCCAGCAAAAAAGAUGACCACCGCGAGUAAAAAGGCUCCAGCCCAGAAGGUUCCUGCCCAGAAAGCCACAGGCCAGAAGGCUGCGCCUGCUCCAAAAGCUCAGAAGGGUCAAAAAGCUCCAGCCCAGAAAGCACCUGCUCCAAAGGCAUCUGGCAAGAAAGCAUAAGUGGCAAUCAAAAAAAGUAAUAAAGGUUCUUUUUGACAUGUUGGCAAAUGUAUUUAAGCCUUUGGAUUUAAAGCCUGUUGAGACUGGAGUUAGGAGACAGAUUGAUAGUAGGAUUACAAUAAACAUUAAAUAAUCA
Molecule: messenger RNA, 1469 nt
Organism: Chlorocebus sabaeus (green monkey)
Lineage: Eukaryota; Metazoa; Chordata; Mammalia; Primates; Cercopithecidae
Gene: RPL14
Product: ribosomal protein L14
Biological process (GO): translation; ribosomal large subunit biogenesis
Cellular component (GO): cytosolic large ribosomal subunit; ribosome
Molecular function (GO): RNA binding; structural constituent of ribosome
Source: RefSeq, a predicted model, not a curated record